GUGAGUAAGAGAUGAGUCAACAGCCCUCCACUAUAAGAUAUCCUGAUGGAGCCUAACAGUGGCAUACAACACGGACACCAGCCGAGGCAUACAGUGCUGUUCUCAAUUCUGUACAACUCUGGGACUAUGGACUACACUCUGGCUCUCCUGUUUUCUCUGCUGCAAGCUUUAAGUUUGUGCACAGCUGCUCCUCUGCCAACGGAAGUCGUGAAGAUGAAAUCAAAAGUGAAAUGGAUGGCUGAACAGCUGGUUGUCAGGCUGGACAAAGACUUGCAGGUCCCUGCUGGCCUCACACUCAGUCAGCCUGCUGAUGAUCUGGAUGGACCCGCCUCCAUAGUGACAGUCUUGGAGGGUUACAACAGCCUGAUCUCUGACACCCUUAACGGGGUCUCCCAGGUCAAGUUGGACAUCUCUUCGUUGACGGGUUACCUCAAUCAGUGGAGGCAGGGGCACUGCAGUGAGCAGCGGCCAAAGCCUCCAGUGUCGGGGCCUCUGCAAAAACUACAGAGUCGAAAAGAGUUCAUCCACACGGUGAGCAUCGAAGCUCUCAUGAGAGUGAAAGAGUUCCUCAAUCUGCUGCUGAAAAAUCUGGAUCAUCUUGAGACUUGCUGAAAAAUGGACAUUAGGACCAAUAUUUAUAAGUUGUUGGCCUGAUUCUCUGGAUAAGUUUGCAUCAGUGAUGUCUGACUUAGCAUUCCCCCUGGCCAUGUUGAACUUUUGCAAUGUGUUUUGAAGGAAAUUUAUUCUUAAACAUGCACUUAUUUAUAUACAUAUUUAUUUAUCUACUUUAUCUAUAAAAUAUGUAUUUUGUAACAUUGUCUCUUCAUUGGUAUGUCUGCAGCAAAAGUGUUGUUUCCAUAAGAAUGUUUGUAUGCAAACUGAUCUACAGCAUACUUUGCACAUGAAGGUAAAUCAGCUUCUUAUAGUUUGUAUUAUGACUCCGAUGUCGUGUCAAAAAAAGAAAAAGAAAAAAGAAUUUAACAUUAAUUCAGUCCUGAAGCUGAAUCAGCAACAUAAGGAAGCAUCACAAUGAACAGUGAUGUCAUGUCUGGAAAUUCCUAAAAACCAGGAGGAAACUUGCCAAGAGUGACAGAUGUGUUUGCAUGAGAACUAGGACAGAACAGGAAGGGUAAAGGGCAACUUUCAGUGCAAUAUCAUCAGCUCUUCCAAAAUAACUAUUUAUAGCAUUAGACAUUUUGUAUAUUUUUUUUUUACAGUUGAUGGUAUUUUUUAUAACUAAUGGGUUUAAACUAUGAAUAAAUAUUUAACAAAAUGA
This is a messenger RNA of Seriola dumerili (greater amberjack), 1276 nucleotides long. Its product is annotated as leptin-like. The transcript is spliced from 3 exons. Bases 46 to 612 code for a protein of 188 amino acids. The record is from RefSeq and is a predicted model, not a curated record. NCBI's taxonomy places the organism in Eukaryota, Metazoa, Chordata, Actinopteri, Carangiformes, Carangidae.